Aspergillus campestris IBT 28561 is the source of this 1164-nucleotide messenger RNA. RefSeq names its product Fe-S cluster-binding ATPase (gene nbp35). Gene Ontology annotation, cellular component: cytosol. Gene Ontology annotation, biological process: iron-sulfur cluster assembly. Gene Ontology annotation, molecular function: ATP-dependent FeS chaperone activity; 4 iron, 4 sulfur cluster binding; ATP binding. The transcript has 2 exons. The record is from RefSeq and is a predicted model, not a curated record. Lineage: Eukaryota; Fungi; Ascomycota; Eurotiomycetes; Eurotiales; Aspergillaceae. Bases 148 to 1164 code for a protein of 338 amino acids.
CGACUACGUUCAGAGGGUGAUAUCUCUUAUAUUAUCGGAUUUUAUUCCCUUUGGCUCAGAGGCUAUAUCCGUUGCCUAACAAAGAUUUCAAUAAACGAUUUAUACCCCGUCUAGUAUCCCAGCCAGUUGGUGAGCUGAAACUUCACAAUGGCACCUUCGUUGGAGGAGCCAACGCCAGGCCUGGACGCGGCGUCGAACCUGGUCGCACCGGAGCCAGCAGAACACUGCCCCGGACCCGAAUCCGAGCAAGCCGGCAAAGGCGACGCCUGCGCCGGCUGUCCCAACCAGAACAUCUGUGCGACCGCGCCCAAAGGCCCCGACCCCGACAUCCCGAUCAUCACCGAGCGCCUUUCGCAAAUCCGGCACAAGAUCCUCGUGCUCUCCGGGAAAGGCGGAGUCGGUAAAUCGACGUUCUCGUCCCUUCUCGCGCACGCGUUCGCCUCCAACCCCGAUUCGACCGUCGGAGUGAUGGACACCGAUAUCUGCGGGCCGUCGAUACCGAAGCUGAUGGGCGUCGAGGCGGAGACGAUCCACGUGAGCAAUGCGGGCUGGAGUCCCGUGUGGGUGACGGAUAACCUGGGCGCGAUGAGCAUCCAGUUCAUGCUGCCGAACCGGGACGAUGCGAUUAUCUGGCGCGGGCCGAAGAAGAACGGGCUCAUUAAGCAGUUUUUGAAGGAUGUGGAUUGGGGAGAGCUCGAUUACCUGAUUGUUGAUACGCCGCCGGGCACCUCGGAUGAACAUCUGUCGGUUAAUUCGCUGUUGAAGGAAUCUGGUGUUGACGGCGCCGUGCUCGUCACGACGCCCCAGGAAGUUUCCCUGCUGGAUGUGAGGAAGGAGAUUGAUUUCUGCCGCAAGGCUGGGAUUCGCGUCUUGGGAUUGGUGGAGAACAUGUCGGGCUUCGUCUGUCAGAAUUGUUCGACCGAGUCGAAGAUCUUCCGGGCCACGACGGGAGGAGGAAAGCGGUUGGCGAAGAAAAUGGGGAUUCCUUUCCUGGGGGCGGUGCCGCUUGACCCGCGAGUCGGGAUGGCCUGUGACUAUGGGGAGAGUUUCGUGGACAAUUUCCCGGACAGCCCGGCUUCGCAGGCUAUUAGGAAGGUUGUGCGCUCGGUUGGACAGUUGGUUGGGGAGAAUCCGGACGAUGUGCUGCCGGAGGAUACGGCUUAG